AUGGCAUCAAAGAUCCUGGACAGACUUCGGCGCACACUGUUCAGAGAGGGAGAGAAUCCCUCAGAGGCUGAUGGCGUAGACGAGUUUCCAGAAAGUUCUGAACUCGAAGAUGAGACUGAUUACGUGUCUGCAAAGCUUGGAGGAACACUGUGCUUUGAGAGUGAUGGAGUUCUGGAAUCAGAAGAUGCUGGGGAGGGUUCAGGUCCAGACAGUGACUCAGACGUCUUUGGGGAGUCCAUAGAGACUGGAUGCAGUAGCACAGAAAUAAGUCCCACAGGCCCUUCUAACCUGCUCACCCAUCAGCUCCAAGAGAGCUGGCGCAGUCUACGAACUCGCAGCAUUCCAGAGAAACUCAUCUUUGAGGUGACCGAUGCUAGCGUGGUGCAGGAGAACACCUCAAAAUAUGUGCUUUACACUAUUCAUGUCAUUCAUUCGGGAGUGUUUGACAAAACCCCUGCUGUCAUCACGCGACGCUACACUGACUUCGAACGCCUGCACAGCCGGCUUCGCCGUCGCCAUGCCGACGAGAUGGAGGGCGUGCAUUUCCCCCGCAAGAAACUACGCAAGAACUUUGUGGCCGAGACCAUUGCCAAACGCAGCCGGGCAUUUGAGCAGUACCUCACCCACCUGCACUCUUUACCUGAGCUCAGGCGUGCGCCCACUUUCCUCCAGUUCUUCUACCUUGGUGAUUUGCGGGCGGGGCAGAUGCUGAUGCGUGUGGGAAGAUACCAGGAGGCUCUUGGUUCCCUACUCAACGCUCUGAGGCUUCAGGAGAAGUUGGGUUGCCAUCAGCUGUCUCAGCAGAACCACCUUCAGAGAGUUCAUUGGCUUUUUAACCUGUCAGCUCUGGUCACCUGUUUCCAGGAGUUGGAGCAACUGGGAGAAGCUCAGGAACACUGCGACCGAGCGCUGCAGGAUAUCGCACCCUCACAAGAUGCACUGCAGCAGCAACAGUUCCAUCCUUUACUCAUCCCACUUCUCCAAUCCAAUGUCAGGCUCUCGUGGAAAAUAUCCAAGGACAAACGCAGGUGGGAAGCUUUGCUUCAGGAGAUCCAGGACUCAGGGAUUGACAUAGGUGGUCAACCAAACUUGAAGGAGUACCUUAUAAAAGAAAUUUUGGAGGACAGUGACGGAGAGACCAAGUCUAAGGUUAAAAGUGAUGAUGGCUCACAAGCCUAUUGA
Messenger RNA from Chanos chanos (milkfish), 1182 nucleotides. RefSeq names its product sorting nexin family member 21 (gene snx21). Gene Ontology annotation, biological process: protein transport. Bases 1 to 1182 code for a protein of 393 amino acids. NCBI's taxonomy places the organism in Eukaryota, Metazoa, Chordata, Actinopteri, Gonorynchiformes, Chanidae. The transcript is spliced from 3 exons. Gene Ontology annotation, cellular component: early endosome membrane. The record is from RefSeq and is a predicted model, not a curated record. Gene Ontology annotation, molecular function: protein binding; phosphatidylinositol phosphate binding.